GGAAAUAAUGGGAGUAAGGAGGGAGAGAUUCAGAGGCUAGCAAACACAGAAACAGAUAGGGAGGAGAGCUCCUGGGCAAGAGCACAAACUGGGAGCCCAGAAGAAAAACAAGAGGAGGGAAAAUUCCAAACAUAAAACCCACCCUAAAAUUCCCCCUCAGGGUCAGCCAGGGAGAAGUAGCAACUAGCUCCCACCUAGGGCCCACAACCUCCACAGAAGCAAGUAUUGCCAAUGGGCAAAGUCCAAGGGCUGGAGGUACAGGCCAGGACUGGGAUCCACAGGGCAGGCCUGUAGCCCCAAACCCCUUGCCCAGCCCCCAGCACUUCCUCCUCAGGAUCCAGGACAAUGGGCAGGGGAGGGUGGGGUCAUCCUGCAUACAUCAACCCCAGACCUCCUCUGUUGAGGGAGCCAGAAUACCUGUCUUUAUGGGGAGGGGAAGGUAGCACUGGGGUCUGUCUGCCAGAAAAGGGAGAGAAGGGAAAGGAAGCAGGCGGGUUCCAGUCCUAGCCUGGGGCUGGUGCUAUGGCGUCCACUGCCCUAGGGAAGGUGCCAGGCUGGAGCCAAGGAAUGUGGGUGAUCAGGUGCCCACACCCUAGGAGAAGAGGCUGAGCAGCCCACACCCACAGACAGCAGGGUGGAGAGUUGUGAAGAGAGAUCAGGGAUGCUGGGCCCCCUUCUGUGGUCCCAAAGGACCUCAACUCCCUGUCUUGCUGGGUCUCACCUCACCAGCUUUCCUGGCCAGGGCGGGGGAGUGAGAGGGCUGGUCUGUCCCUGGACAGGAAGGGAGUAGCUGAAAUCAGAGGCUUUCUCAGGAAGAACAACCGUGACCCCCAGACCCUGACCAAGAGAGAGAAGGGACACUGGUGGGGACACGCAAUGGUGAUGCCAUAGCGGCUAAUGGGUGGGGAAUGGGGUGGCAGAGCUGGGGUAUAGCAAGGUAAUACGUAUAGAGGUCUACCGGUACAGCGUAAAGGAGCACUGGCGUACAGGCAGGAAUCACACUUGGGCACCAAUGAGGAGAAUCAGUCCAACCACCCAGCCCAGUCCAGUCAUGCAGGUACAGGAAGAUGGAGACAACUUCAUCCCCUUUGCCAAGUGUUCCAGGGUGGUAAGCCGAUCUCCAUCCCCAAGCUUGCCUUCCAAGAGCCUCAGACUGACACCCCAGCGUUAUGGAGACCUCUUCUGGGAGAACCUUAAUCAAAGGCCCAGUCCCACCUGGAUGGAGGAACAGUACAUCCCACCCUUGCUGCUGAGUCCUUCCCAUGAGACUCUCCCAUCACUGAGAGGUACUGGUUGUUCCCAGCCUGGCGUGUACCCACCUCAGGGGCUCCCACCCCCUGAAAUGCUUUGCAGAAGAAAGAGGAGGAGGCCACAUUUGGCAGGACUGCAGCAGGGAUCUGGGUGCAUCCCAGCCCGAGUAAGAGCUGUUAGUUACCACCUGGAAGAUCUAAGGAGGCGACAGAGAAUCAUCAAUGAGCUAAAGAAGGCCCAGUGGGGCAGCUCUGGGGCUGCAUCUGAGCCCCUGGUGUCUGAUGCAGUGGGCUGUGGAUUCCCCAGCAAUACUGAAUAUCCUGGUCUAGAAGAAGAGAAGGCAACCUAUCCACAGGCAGAGGACCACUUUCUCUCUCUCCGCAGGGCCCAGCUGCUUUGGUCUCCUUGGAGUCCCGCGGGCCAGGAAGGACCUUGUCUCUCCAGGCCUCUGAGCUCUCUGCCCCCCUGCAGCACUGUCACAAUCAGUAGGAACCCCCUUUACAGUCCCUGGGGGAUGGAAAUGCAGUCUGAGGAGUAAGGAAAAACCAUCUAUGCCCAAUAUGCUAGCGCUGCCUCAGGGAUCCAAACCUUCUCGCCGCUGGAAUUGCCCCCAUUUCUGGCAUCAAGGCAUUUCCCUUUCCUUAGCCUCCCCUAGGCACUAACAGCCCUCUUGGCCCCCCAUCUCAACCCACCCCUCUCAUAGGAACACCACAGUCCCGUUGCCGCCCAGGUCCCGCUCCCUGGCACUGUGUUCUUUUCUCUGUUCUGUCAUUAAAAAGCAAACAAGUUGA
Molecule: messenger RNA, 2042 nt
Organism: Pteropus alecto (black flying fox)
Lineage: Eukaryota; Metazoa; Chordata; Mammalia; Chiroptera; Pteropodidae
Gene: INCA1
Product: inhibitor of CDK, cyclin A1 interacting protein 1
Exons: 7
Coding region: 1013-1789 (258 amino acids)
Biological process (GO): negative regulation of cyclin-dependent protein serine/threonine kinase activity; negative regulation of cell population proliferation
Cellular component (GO): cytoplasm
Molecular function (GO): cyclin binding; cyclin-dependent protein serine/threonine kinase inhibitor activity
Source: RefSeq, a predicted model, not a curated record